This is a messenger RNA of Prinia subflava (tawny-flanked prinia), 6602 nucleotides long. RefSeq lists its product as uncharacterized. NCBI's taxonomy places the organism in Eukaryota, Metazoa, Chordata, Aves, Passeriformes, Cisticolidae. The record is from RefSeq and is a predicted model, not a curated record. The transcript is spliced from 2 exons. Bases 3744 to 6185 code for a protein of 813 amino acids.
AGAACCACAAGUAAUUGACAUCUGUGUCAGAAUUAAAAACAAGGAAAUGUGACGGUUCUACGUAAGAUUACCAAAUAACAUUUAAUAUAAGCAACUGCCAGCCAAUGCAAGUUACACCUCUCAGAGAUAAGAUGGUAGCACCCAGGUACAAAGCACGUUGCUUUCAAGUAUUAAAACAUUGUUUCAUUUCCUAUAAAAACACUGCCAAAAAUGUAGCCAGCUGAAGUUCUGCAUGCUUAGUUUUCUAACUCAGGCUCAAUACAUUAAGCUAAAAUAAGAUUGUUAUUUCCAUUAAAAAUUUUAAAAAUACAUUUUUUUCUUAUUAAAAAACACAUUUGCAUUUCAGCUAUUUUACUAACUUCUAUAAUGGCAUAGGCUGAAAUCUUCAAAGACAUCCCCUCGUAAUAAAGAUGCACUCUGCCAAAAAUAAAUUUGUAAAAACAUAAGUAACUAAAAAUCUAUGCUAUUUCCCUCAAUUCUUUAUAUUUGCAUGCUCAUUAGAUUUUAGAUUAACUGCUAUAAUCUUAGAUAUGCACAAAAAUAUUCCAUUUGUUAAGUGUUAUAACUUGAACAUUUAAUCACUCAUUUGACUGUAAGAGGUAUAUAAUAUCCUGUACUAGGAAGUACACGCCUAUAGGCCCAAAAAUGGAGCAAAACAAUUGCAAAAGUAAGAAUGCCAGGCUUCCAACAAGACUGGCACUUUAAGGGUCUUGUGUGGAAUAAACAAUAGGAUCUCUGAUCCCUGUUCCUCAUCCCCCUCCACAUUUUUUCAAAAGAGCAUCACGAGAAUACAGGAAAAAAAUCAUUUGAGUGUACAAAGCUGAAAUAGAACUGGAACUAGGCAGCCUAGAAUAAAGAGUGAAGACUAGGAUGAGGCUCCAAUGAGAAGCAUCUAAUUGCUAGGAAAAUUAGAAGAGAUGCUCCAAAGACCUGAGACAGACUAAAAUCAGAAAAAGUCUGAUGAUUGCCUGGAUUUUAGUCAAGUUGUUAGCUACUAGAGAAAACAUGGGACAGAGCACUAGGGAGCAGAGAAACCAGAGAGAAUGAAAGGCAAAAGAGAUGGGGGUAGCAGAGCGCAACAAGCCUGCACUGGCUGGGCAAAAGGUGCAGGACUGAGCUGAAGCAGAGGAAUCAUGGACAGUGAACAGAGACAAAACCUGGCCACAAGAGGAAAUAAAUCUAUGUGACUACAACUGCAGUGCUGCCAGGAAGAGGGACUAAGACAAUACAGUAGGUGAAUUAAAAACAAACAAACAAACCCAAGAAAACAGCUGUUUUGGGAAAUGGACAGAGUAGUAGUUCAGUAAAUAAAAUUUUCCCUCAGAACUCAAGGUUGCCUGAUGUCUGGUCUUCCUCCACUGACAGCAAAUGUUUGUCGGAGUUUCACAAAGCAGCUCUUCCCUUCCUGUGCCAGAAGGGAAUUGUUAGCAGAACAGGACCUAUUUUGAUGUCUAUUCCUUUGUACCCAAUCAAGGCAGAAAUUGUUGGCACUUCUCUGAUGAUAUGGGAGAAGAGUUGAGACAAAGUCACAGGCUAUUUGAAACAAGAUUACUCUCAACUAGCUAACCCUCCCUUAGAAAAGCAAAGUAUUUUAAUGCAACAGUUUUACAAAAUCCAAAAUCUGGAGGCAAGGGUAGACUUUUUAUGGUUUAAUAGACAACAUGGCAGUAUUUUAUUUUAGGCAGACACUUAAGUAAAAUUUGAAGCUUCUACAGUUACUAUACAUUUGUGAUCAGCACAUUUUAAAAGCAGAAAGCUCUAUAAAUUGCAGUAGUCAAAAUAUAGAGCUCAAACAAAGUUAUGUAAUAGCUAUUGAAUUGCUUUCCUAGUGAACUCUACAAAAAUCUGUCUAAAAAUCAUCAAUACAUAAUUUAAAAAACCAAAACACAGAAUGAAAAAAGAUUUGUAGGCUCAGAAUAUGAGAUAGAAGCCAUCACUACCCUUGAAAAGCUACCUACAGAUUUUGUGUAACUGUCACAUUCCUGAAGUGUCACCUUAAUGACCUCUGAAGUAAUGGUUGUGCCCAGUCUUCAAACAAGUUUAAUUUUUCAAGCUAAACAAGCAUAGGGUUUUUAUUGAUAUAAGAACCUAACUUCUUUGUAUAUAAACAUAACAGAAGUAAAAUGAAAUGUAUUUAUUUGAACUGUAUAUUCAGAACAUCUAGUUCAGUGUUGCUCAGACACUGGAUUUUGUUCUUUCCUGUGUUAUUCACUAUAUUCUUACUGCACUGAAAGGAGUAGCAUUCCCAUGGGAAAAUGUAGCUAAAUUAAUGCAAAUAACAGUGGUAAAGUGUAUUUUCUGAAAGUAGGAUAUAUUUUUAUUAACAGAGGAGGGGAAAACUUGAUUUUUUAACUUCUAAGGAUCUGUUAAAAAUUUUUCUUCAUAUAUAAAAAAAGGGAAAUGAAAUCUUUCACACAACUCAGUAAAUUACACUUCAGGUUCAAGACUCUAACUUCCAGUAUUGAAACUCUAGAGUCAGCUUGAAAACUUAACCAAAUCUUUUACAGUGGAGAGGGACAGAGAGAGCUUGGUCUGAGUUGUUAAGUAAUCAAAGUGCUGAUCUUUCUUCCACCUCUAGCAAUUGUGAAAAUCCUGGCCUCACAGAGUGCCUCUGAAUUGGAAGCAGAGGGAAAGUUUGGCUGCUUAGGGCCAUGACAAGAAGCCUAGCCAAGCUGCCUCUUCCACUAAGAAACAAGUGAUUCCAGCUGUAAAUGGUAUUAGCAAAAGUUGCUACCAAAUAAAGCAAAUACCAAAAUAUAAAUGCACAGACUUACUAGAGCACUAACUAAAUUGUAUAUAAAACAUUUAAUGAAGUAUUAAUCAAAAUAGAUUUGAGAAACUGCAACUAAUAGAUGAACAGUCUCUACAAAAAGGUGCUAAUGACAUUGAGAAAGGUGGUACAAGACACAGACUUUUGUCAGAAGGGAGUACACUCAGAAAUAUACUCUUAAUGUGACCCAACACCCUACGACAGCAAUGUCCUCCAAUUUCCAUCAACAGAUGGCAGAUUAUGAGUUCUAACUGGAUGGGAACCAACGUUAUAUAAAAAGGCUGGAGCAACUGAGGUUAGUACUUGUAUGCAGUUCUGUUGCCAUUUGAUUGAAAUAAACUGUAUCUAGCUAGUAGAGAACCUUAUAGUUGACAUUAGUCGUGGUAGUCAUGCUAAGGCUUGAUAGGCCGCAUAUAACCUGCAAAUGAACUAUCAUAGUGAAAUUUGUAAUGUAAGCAGUGUAUCUAAGGAAUAAUCACUUAUCUAAGGAAUGUACCUGUUGGCAAGAACCUAAAUGUCAAGAAGAUAAUAGUACCAGGCGAUAGAAUUAAGUAAGAUGUUGUAGCGAUUAAGAAAUCAUGUAAAGAAACAUAUAAAAACCCUGUAAAAUUUCUGUAAGAUGGGGCUCUGACUUUGGACGCUAGUCCCAGGCUCCCAGGGCCCUCAAUAAAGCACCGCAUAAACGACUUCGGUUGUUUGUGUUUUCUUCGGAUCGGGCAACAGUUUUCUGGCGACCGCGGCAGGACUCCGAAGGUGACUAGGGGCGGUUCGCGUUUCGAUCCACUCCACGCCGGCACCGAGUGAUUCUCGGGGAGUCAUCGGCUCGUGCCCGACCCCUGCGCCUGGCGGACGACUGCGAAAGGGGAACCUUGCAGUGGAACCGACCCAUGCCACUGGAAAAUCCGGUGCAUGACAUUCAACCAGGAGACCAAGUGUACGUGAAAAAUUGGUCCACCCUCCCCUUGAAAGAAGCAUGGGACGGCCCGCAUCAAGUGAUCCUGACAACCUACACGGCAGUAAAGGUCGAAGGAAUCGACUCAUGGAUCCAUUACACUCGGGUCAAGAAAGUCCCUAUGCAAUGGGGGACACAGUUAGUUUCUCCCACGCGGAUGAUUUUCCACAGAAAGUAGCAUUUUUAAUUAUAUUGUUACUGGUGUUGACGAAACCCAUCUGUGUUAAUGGUUCUGAUUUUAUUGUAGUUGCAGUUACCGAACCAGUGGUCGGUGUCAUGGAAGGAAUGGAUGUGAACCUGACCUGUUUAAUAACAAAUAACCAGAAAACUGAAGCCCGGAAUGUGCGAGCAAUCUGGAAGAAAGGUGCUGAUUAUCCAGAAGCAAAUGCUACUACAGUUUGGGAUAAGGAUGCACAAAAAGGAAACACCACAUUACAGCUGAAGCGAGUCAGUCAAAAGGAUAUGGAAAGGUACAUGUGUAUUGUAAGAUCCCGGAAAAGCUUUGAUUAUAAACAAAUUACAUUGAGAGUAGUGCCCUGGAAGUUGUGGAAGGAUGCUCCAUCCCAGGAAUCUGUAGAGAUAGAUCCCCCUUGGGCUGGACAAGAUAUGUGGGAAGGACUUCCCUUAAAAAUGAGUUGCCCAUUCAUAUUGAAACAGGGAUGUAAUCAGACUGUGCAGGUCAAAUGGUGGAAAGAAAACAAGCCAAAGUCAUGGGAUAAGAUAGACCGAGGAAUUAGCUGGUGGGAGAAAUCUGGAAAAGGUAUAGGAUGGUUGAAUAUUAGUAACCCUCAAAUUGGUCUUACUGAAGGAAAAUACUUGUGUUUAGUGAUAUGUGGAAUUGAGGCCGAUUAUGGAAUAAGAAUUGUAGGAGCUGGACAAGGAACCAGACCCCCUCACAUAGUACCCCCAAUAGGAAAGAAGCGUAGAGAGGUAGCUGUACAUCAAAGUCAUGAACGGGAAAAUUUGAUAAUAGGGCUGAUUAGAGAUUUUGGGAUGGUGCAAAACGUAUCCCGAAUUACGGCAUGCCUGCCACUUCCACAAGCGGCAGGAGAACCAAUUCCAUGGGGAAUAAUUCCCAUUCCAUUACCACAUGAGAUAGCAGAAAACAUAUCUACUGUAUGUCACAUUGAAAGAAAAGAAAGAGAGAUAGUGACGGUCAAAAAGAAUGUUUGGAACGCAGCCUUGUAUACUACCGAGGAUGUAGAAGUUAGAACAAAGCAACCUUACCAGGAAGUUAAGUGUGAAAAUGUAAGCCGGCAACAAGUUAUUUGGGAUAAUUGGAAAACGGUAUGGGGUCCGAGCUUGCUAGAACACUACAGCUAUAUUGGAGCAGUGAGUUGGUGUAUACAAUGGACAGGAAAGAAAAAUAAAACCCUGUUAGAAGUCUACAAGACUGAAACAUCUACGAGAGAAAUUAAAGAAGCUAGAGAAAAUUGGAAUUGCACUAAUGUCAUUACAUGUGAUACCCCUGAAAAUCAGAUCAAUCUGGCUCCUCUUAGAGUACUACUUAAGUGGGGAUGUGAAUGCAGGAGAUUCAAUCAUACAAUAUUAGACAAAGUAAACUCACUCUGGAGUAACGGAAUUAGGAGAGCUGUAAGCUGUAAGGACACUACAAUUAAAAGUCCAGGAAACUUAGUUUGGGUAAUGGGACAUGGACAAUGGACCACACAUAUUCCUAUAGAUGGGCCUGUGACACAAAUUACUCUAGGAAUCCCUACUCUUUGUCCCCUAUGGAAACAAUCAAGAUUAAAAUCCAACCGGAAGAAAAGAGAAGUAGAUGCAUUCACUGAGUUAGAAAAUGAAUGGCACGAACCUGAUGGCGGAGUUAAAUUUGGGUGGGCUUUAGAAUCACUAUUUGCACCUAUAGCCACCUAUAGGAACAGAGAGAUGCUGUACAAAUUGCUAGGGCAGACUGAAAGAUUAGCAGCAGCCACUAAAAAAGGAUUCAAGGAUAUAAAUUUGCAAUUACAAGCCACAUCCCGAAUGACUUUGCAGAACAGGAUGGCACUAGAUAUGCUCCUGCUAAAAGAGCAUGGUGUGUAUCAGUAUCUAAAAACAAGAAUUGAUCAUUGCUGCAUCCAUAUUCCAAACAUGACUAUUGAAGUAGAGAAAGAUAUCUCUCAAUUGGAAAUCGUUGAAUCCAAAACAAAAGACAUUGAAAAGGAAGCACAACAUAAUUGGAUCGGAGAAAUUUUUGAAUCUUUAGGGCUUCAGGUUUCUGGAUGGGUUUCGUCUAUAAUACAAUACAUUCUGUUAAUUUUAAUUCUGUUACUAACUGUUUGGCUAGCAUAUAAGUGUGUUCUAGGAGUCAUCGAAAAGGAGACAAAACACACCAGAAGAGUAAUGAAAGCCUUGACAAGAAGCAACGAGAUGCAACUGUCUCACUUGACUCCUCCGAAGUAUGAAGAUGUUAUCGGGCAAGAGAACCCAGCAUUCGAAGACUCGAUAACAACUGAGAAUUGAGCAUCCUUGCAGAAGACUGAAGAAUGCUCAAAAGGGGGGAAGUUGUUGCCAUUUGAUUGAAAUAAACUGUAUCUAGCUAGUAGAGAACCUUAUAGUUGACAUUAGUCGUGGUAGUCAUGCUAAGGCUUGAUAGGCCGCAUAUAACCUGCAAAUGAACUAUCAUAGUGAAAUUUGUAAUGUAAGCAGUGUAUCUAAGGAAUAAUCACUUAUCUAAGGAAUGUACCUGUUGGCAAGAACCUAAAUGUCAAGAAGAUAAUAGUACCAGGCGAUAGAAUUAAGUAAGAUGUUGUAGCGAUUAAGAAAUCAUGUAAAGAAACAUAUAAAAACCCUGUAAAAUUUCUGUAAGAUGGGGCUCUGACUUUGGACGCUAGUCCCAGGCUCCCAGGGCCCUCAAUAAAGCACCGCAUAAACGACUUC